ACAGCAGCGCCAGUAGUAGUGAGCGAGCAGCAAGAGGGUUUUGAUGGCUAGCGAACAGCACAGCACCAUUCGCGACGCCCCAAGUGUUGUUGUAUGCUGGCCAGUUUGUUCCACUGGAUCGCAGGUUUGGCACUGAUUUUAUUUACGAUCCACUACCUGUACUAUAUCGUGACGGCGCUACGUUCCCCGAUCAGCAGAAGCAGUACCAACAGUAGAGACAACAGCAGAACCUACGGCGGUGGCGGCCACCACAUGCAGUCCGAGGACGCAAAAUAUAUUAAGAAACGAUGGAAGGGUGGAACCAUCGAGCCACAUCCGACGGAGAAGGCCCUCAUCGUCAACUACAAACUGGAGGCGGCCGUUUUUGGGGAACCCGGCGAUCCCAUGCUGGAGGAUAGAAAGGAUUGCCAACGGAUAAUCCGUCUGAAAUCGCUGAACGCCAAAACCGACCCUGCCGUUCUGGCCCGUGAAGUGGUGGACAAAUGUGAUCUCAUUCAUAAAUCCCAACUGUCCGACAUCGAACAGAUAAUUUACUACCUGAAGAAUCGGAAAAAUGUGGAAACUCCAGCAACGGCCACCGGACAGCGGUCGGCAGUGCGUCCCACCGGUGUUGCAACCGGUGGCAUCGGUGGACUCAACGGAAACGCAUCCGGCAAAAUGAACGGCCACGAUGCGGAAAAGGCUACCAUACGGAACAUUGACGAGUACAUCGAGCUGUUGUACGAAGACCUACCGGAAAAGAUCAAGGGAUCCCGGUUGAUUCUGCAACUGGCCCGAGAUCCUGACAAUUUGGGCGAACUGGAGAAGAACGAAGCUGUUCUGAGCGCACUCUCGCGGGUGCUCCGCGAAGACUGGCGACGAUCCUUGGAUCUCUCCACCAACAUAAUCUACAUAUUUUUCUGCUUUUCAACCUACACAAAUUUCCAUUCGGUUAUUGUUAACUACAAGAUCGGAUCCCUGUGCAUGGACGUGAUCGACUACGAACUCCGGCGGUACGAUCAAAUGAAGAACGACUUGGAUGCCCGGAAAAGCAGCAGUGCUGGUAGUGAGAAGGGUAAGGAAAAGGAAAAAGAAGUCAAUAAGAGUGCCGAAUAUCUAGACACGAUCAUCGAUCAAGAGAAGCCCAAAGAAAUGGAACCUCCGCGCAGAAGGAUACCGGAGCUGAAGCAACGGCCCAAAUCGGGCAACUGGGCCAGCUAUCAUGGGAGCAUGAGCUCAUCACUCGUUAAGGCACAUGCAAUGAACAAUAGUUAUCACGAGCAGUUGAACAAGGAAACUACGGCUUCCAACGAUAGUCUUAAUAAUCAAUCGCCGGAAAGCGAAAAACCCGAUCCGAAGAAGCAGAAAGACGACUACGACAAAAUUAACAAACAGUUCAAAAUCUUCGCCAAGAAGCAGGAGCAGCUUUUAAGAGUAGCGUUCUACCUGCUGCUAAACAUUGCCGAGAACGUCAAAUUAGAGGAGAAAAUGCGCAAAAAGAACAUCGUGAAGAUGUUGCUCAAAGCGCUGGAACGCCAAAAUUUCGACCUGCUAGUUUUGGUCGUGACGUUUCUCAAGAAACUUUCGAUCGUCCGCGACAACAAGGACGAAAUGUACGAACUAAACAUCGUGGAGAAGCUCCCGCGUCUUUUGCAAUCGCAGAAGGACCUGGUGCAGGUGACGCUCAAACUGCUGUUCAAUCUAUCCUUCGACGCUCGACUGCGCGCGAAAAUGAUACGAGUGGGCUUCCUGCCGAAGUUGGUCACCUUUUUGAGCGAUGAUAAGCAUCACGAAAUUGUGACCAAGAUUCUCUACCACAUGAGUCUGGACGAUAAGAUUAAAUCGAUGUUCACCUACACGGACUGUGUCCCGGUGGUUACGGAUAUGUUGCUGUUGAACCUGAAUCAGAAGUCCGAUCCGGAUUUGAUCGCCUUGGGUAUCAAUUUGGCAUUGAACAAACGCAAUGCGGCCAUGAUGAUCGAGAACAAUCGACUGCAUAACUUGAUGUCCCGGGCGUUCAAAUAUCAAGACACUUUGAUGAUGAAGCUGAUCCGCAACAUUUCGUUGCAUGAGUCACUAAGGAUGCAUUUUGUGGAUUUCGUUGGAGAUCUAGCGGAAAUUCUAACCAAAUGUGAAGAUGAGGAAUUUACCGUCGAAUGCUUGGGCAUGCUGGGUAACUUGGCGUUGCCUGAUUUGGACUACUCGCAAAUCAUUCACAACUUCAAUCUUAUUCCACUGAUUCGGAACAUGCUGGUACCAGGCAAAUACAAGGACGAUCUGGUGCUGGAAACGGUCGUCUUCCUCGGCACGUGCGCAUCGGAUGAAUCCUGCGCUAUGCUGCUGUGCAAAGCGGACGUGAUUCUGUCGUUGAUCGAACUGCUCAAGGCUAAGCAAGAGGACGACGAGAUGGUCCUGCAGAUAGUGUUCGUGUUUCAGCAGGUGCUUCGGAACGAGAGCACCCGGGUGUACAUGAUCAAGGAGACGGAAUCACCGGCGUAUCUGAUCGACCUGAUGCACGAUAAGAACACCGAGAUCCGGAAGGUGUGCGACCUGUGUCUGGACAUCAUCGCGAUCACCGACAACGAGUGGGCCUCUCGGAUUAAGUUGGAGAAAUUCCGCAACCACAACUCUCAGUGGUUGAGUAUGGUGGAGACGCAGGAGGAAACAGACGAUAUUCAGGACUAUGGACCGAUGGAUGAAGACGAUGGCGAUUUGCCGGCGUAUUUGACCGCAGACUAUCUGGACCAGUGUAUGCUGUACCAGUCGGGCGAGUCGAACGAUGACGGCGAAAGUAACAACCGGUCCACGUCGGCUAUGUCUAACUACAGCAGACCCAUGAGUCGCUACAGUCGCGAUUUAGAGGACUUCGAAGUGGUAUCCUAGGGAGAGCUUUCGCCUUAGUCAGCUGAUCUGCCAUCAAGUCGCAUUCGUCUAUCCCGAGAAGAAGUGUGACCGCGAACAAUAAAUACAAAACCGAAUAAACAUAAACAGCAUGACAAACCCAAAUACAAAAUAAUGAUACAAAUCAAUUAGGAAGGCACAGUGGCGUAGCCAGGGGGGUGGUUUUGGGCAUAAAACCCCCCCCAGAGACAAAAUUUUCAGAAGAAAUUUUUUUUUUCGAAAAAAAAAAUGUUCGGAAAACCCCCCCCAGACCAAUUUUCUGGCUACGCCACUGGGAAGGCAUAACCCGUUGUUGUUGGCAUAAGGAGGCUACAGAGUAGAACUUUUGAUGGACCCCCUUGCGAUCCUCCAGGCUCCGUUAUUACGAUGUUGGUAUUACUAGAUUCCUACGACCGAGAGCGGCGAACUAUUUUAAAGAUAAACAAAUCAGAAUGUAUUUAUAGACAGCCCUAUUAAGUAACAAAAAAACAGCUAUGCAAUGCUCAGCCUUAGUGACCGCGUUAGUGCUAGUGAGUUAGUAGCAGCGAUGCCUUUUUUUCCUGUACUGCGAACCUUCUUCUUGGAAAAAUGAAACCAUACCAAAGCUGAAUCUCCCAAAUUUGAAUGCAGACAAAAAAUAAGCUUGAGUGCGGCAUUUGUAGUUAUUGUAUUUAUCACCGCACGAUUUCCUCCCGCUGAAUUUGUGUGCGCAAAAAUAAUCACGCUUGAAAAAAGAGUGCUGCUUUCAAUCCGAGCAAAUAUUAUUCUUAUACGCGACAUCACAGUGCUAAUGAUCGCGUGAUGAGGAAAUUUGCCCUUUACUACCACGUAGCGGAGAUAAGGGAGUGUGUGCGAAUGAAACCCAUUAAUUCUAGUCUUCUUUAAUUUGUGAUAAUGAGAUUCCAGUUUUUAAGUUACGACUAUUACUCUGUUCGAAUUAUGUUUGAAUGGCUUCUUCCCGAUUGUAGAGUUUGCUAAGCAUACGGGAAUGAUCAGUGUUAUUAUACGCUUCUUGAAAUUAUCAUGAUGGUUCAACAGUGUAAUGUAGAUUGCUUUAGUUGCAGUAUUUUAUAGUCCUGAGCAUCCUUAUCAAAUUUUAAACCCCUUAGAUAUAUGUUUGUGUCUCUAUAAACCAGUGCGAAUACGAAGACAAAGGAAACCAAAAAUUCGACAAAAAUAGAAUAUAUAAAUAAUUUUAUCCAUUCUUGUGA
Messenger RNA from Armigeres subalbatus, 4070 nucleotides. It is a transcript of the gene Kap3, whose product is annotated as kinesin-associated protein 3. Gene Ontology annotation, biological process: cilium organization; microtubule-based movement. NCBI's taxonomy places the organism in Eukaryota, Metazoa, Arthropoda, Insecta, Diptera, Culicidae. The transcript is spliced from 9 exons. The coding region runs from base 94 to 2862 and encodes 922 amino acids. Gene Ontology annotation, molecular function: kinesin binding. Gene Ontology annotation, cellular component: axoneme; kinesin II complex; ciliary transition zone. The record is from RefSeq and is a predicted model, not a curated record.